AUGUCCUUAAUGAAUUAUCUCACCAUCGGUGUGAUGUGUAUCACACUGAUUUUAUUUAUUGACUUAAACUCAGUCAAUGCGAUUAGAAAUAUACCGUGUACUGGUGGAUUCAAGACGGAACCCCACGUAGCAAACUGUAUUGUUGAUCCUUUGGGAAAGGAAAAAUACCAGUGUCCCCUUGACCAAUGUGGUCAAGAUAAUACCCACUUUGUGUCAUGGGGUGGCUGCGUGCCUAUAACUUACUAUCCAGGUGAACCCAGUGGCGAAACCACACAAAAUUGUGUCACCUACGGAUACUACGACCAAACACAUUACACCUGUAAGAAUGCCAAUGGUCACACGUAUAUUUGCAACCAUAAGAUUGAGGACAGACCAGUUAUUUCCUGCAAUUGCUAG
This is a messenger RNA of Melampsora larici-populina 98AG31, 396 nucleotides long. RefSeq lists its product as uncharacterized. Lineage: Eukaryota; Fungi; Basidiomycota; Pucciniomycetes; Pucciniales; Melampsoraceae. The transcript is spliced from 5 exons. The coding region runs from base 1 to 396 and encodes 131 amino acids. The record is from RefSeq and is a predicted model, not a curated record.